AUGGAGGCGGUGAAGAUGGUCGGUUUGAAGCGACUGAUACGACGACGUUCCAGUCUCCGAGAUCAUGUUGUGGGAUCCGUAGCGGAGAAGGUCCAUUGUCAUCCUGUUCCCUCGCAGCAUUUGUCACGCCUAACCCCCAAACGCUUCCUCGAUCUUCAUCAGUUUGGAAAUAAGAAAGCAAUUGAGAAGGAGCGCGCUCGACUUGGAGAUGAAAUGAAAAGGGGAUACUUCGCUGAUAUGGCUGAGUUCAAACAACAUGGUGGUAAGAUUGCUGUAGCUAGUAAAGUGAUAAUACCGGCAAUGGAAGCUCUGAAGUUUCCUGAUUUUGAAGUCAGCUUCUCGGAUGGUAAAACAAUGAAGCUUCCUAUCCGUGUUUCUGAUUAUGCAGUUGAUUCUGAUAAAUCUUCUGUCCCCAAGGCAUCUUUGGUUUGCCUUUCAUUUCGAGCAAGCUCCCAGGAGAUGGUCAACUCUUGGAGUGUCCCUUUUGUCGAAGCAUUUAGAAAAUCAAAAGAUGUUCAUUUAUAUGAGGUAUCAUUUAUAGAUUCAUGGCUUUUAUGUCUGCCUCCAGUAAAACGUUUCCUUCUCUGGACAAUGAAGAAACCUAGUAAUCAUGAAAGCAGGGAUACACUUGAGAAGCAGAUGGUGUAUUCAUUCGGUGACCACUAUUAUUUUAGAAAGGAACUUCGGAUUUUAAAUCUCCUAACAGGGUAUAUCUUUCUACUUGAUAAUUUUGGUAGAGUAAGAUGGCAAGGCUUUGGAUUGGCUACAGAAGAUGAAGUAUCUUCUCUCCUUUCUUGCACGUCACUUCUUCUGGACGAGAAAUGA
Messenger RNA from Sphenostylis stenocarpa, 825 nucleotides. Lineage: Eukaryota; Viridiplantae; Streptophyta; Magnoliopsida; Fabales; Fabaceae. The record is from the annotation of a GenBank genome assembly.